Molecule: messenger RNA, 2004 nt
Organism: Dentiscutata erythropus
Lineage: Eukaryota; Fungi; Glomeromycota; Glomeromycetes; Diversisporales; Gigasporaceae
Source: the annotation of a GenBank genome assembly
AUGAUUAUCAAAAAGGAAAACUUAAAAGAAUUUGGCGUAUCGCCUCUUGCUCCAGUUAUAAUUAAUGUUCAAGAUGAUGAAAUUGUAUACCAACGAAUCUUACUAGUAUAUGGACAAGCAGGUCCUAGAGAUUUAACAUAUCAUUCGAAUAUUACCGUUGAGCAUCAUGCUGAUAAUUUUCCUUCUACUACUUGGCCAAUUUUCAACUCUCAUUUUAAGUGCCUUGUCCACCUUGAUCCGGGACCAAAUAAUAUCCGGUUCACCUUUGAUCCUGAGUCAUGUUCGCCAGGAUUGAGCCCAUUGUCAACUGUCAUCACCAUUAACUAUAUACCAAUGUUACAAAAUCCUCCGUUGCAUUUAGCCAUGCUUGUCGCAAAAGAUUCGAAAUGUGUUAUUGACACACCACCUGAAAAAGUUGUAUCCGGAGACAAUAACCUGGAUUCUGCCAAAGCAAAAUUUCGAUGUGCUGCUUAUCUAUGGCAAGCUUUUACUGCUGAACAAAUGUAUCGUAACGGAUUUGGCAGGAGAGUUUUCCGAUUAGAAGAAGAAUGGCAACAAGACACACUCUCUAACCAAGAAUCAAGUUUACGUCAAACAGCAAAGAUUCACAUAAUUCGUACACAAUAUACAUUAGAAGAGUUAUUAGAUCCAGAGCGCGCACAACAAUAUAACCCACCACCUGGCUCGCCACCUACCACAAAAGAAGAUUUAUACUCCAUUUUUAUGAAUGCUUUACAAGAAUAUGGUGCACCCUUUGACAAGCAAUGCUAUGUAGCUGGAUUAAUACUCGACUCGCAUUGGGAUCCUGAAAUGAAACUAAUCCGAGGACAUGCUGCUUUAGGUGGUGGUGGUGGUCACAUUCAACUUGGGAUUUUUGGUAGUCAUACGACACACGCUUGGCCAAAGUUUUUGGAAGAAGUUGUGAGUUGUUUUCAAGAUGAGACACAGACAGAUGAGAAUAUUUUGGCAAAUGAUUGUCAGGAGUCUGGCACUUGGUGGAGGUGUUGCAAUAUUGGAAUAGGUGCAAUGCUGCAUGAAGUUGGACAUGCUUUGACUUGUCCACAUUCAGCUUCAGGCAUUAUGAUGCGAGGAUUUAACAAUCUUAAUCGUACUUUUACUGUUAAAGAACCAAACAACACUCAUCCGAUCACUCCGUCAGACGAAAGAUGUGACGUGAUUAGAUUCCGAUAUCAUCCUUGUUUCCGUAUUCCUUCCGACCCUCGAAGAUCAAUUGCAUACAAAGAUGUGAGUCCAGACUUUUGGCCUUUAGAUGAUUCUUUUCUUAUAAGCUGUAGCUCUGGAAUUUCCUUGGUAGAGAUUCAUUUAAAUGAAAAUUAUGUAUAUCAUCUUGAAUAUCUUGAUGAAAGAAUUCAUGAAGAUGAUAUUGAGUUGAGCUUGGAAGAUAUCAUGAACCGCGUUGGUUGGAAGCAUGGUGAUGAACUUACAUUGAAUGUGAUAGGUAAAAAUCAAACAGAAAACACUUUACAUAAUGCACAUGCAUUUUUAGAUAAUAGUCAUAUUGUAGUACCAAUACACGGAAAAGUGUUGAAAAGUGCGAGGUUAGGAAGGGAUCAAGGAAAGGAAUUUCAAGCUAUCUUCAAUAAGCCACAAUCCUCUUUCCAGAAAUCACCAUCAUCAUCAAUUUAUUCAUUUUCACCAAAAAAACCAUAUUUAUCUCAAAUCAUCAUAAAAGCUGGAUUAUUUAUUGACUCGAUUACGUUUAUUUGGUCUGAUAAUACGGUAAUAGAAAUAGGUGGGGAUGGAGGCGGUGAGCAUGAAUUUACAUUGGAUGAAGAUGAGAAAAUUAUAGGACUGAAUGUUAGAGCCGGAUUUUAUAUUGAUGGAAUUGAAAUUAAAACUAAUAGAAGGAGCAGUGGAUGGAUUGGUGGAUCGGGUGGAUCAAUGCAUUUUUUGCAUGUACCUAAAGAUCACGAAAUGAUUGGGAUUUAUGGAAGUGGCGAUACCUAUAUCAACUCCUUAGGAAUAAUUUAUAAGAAAUCGUAA